This is a messenger RNA of Homalodisca vitripennis (glassy-winged sharpshooter), 5104 nucleotides long. Its product is annotated as SRSF protein kinase 3-like. The record is from RefSeq and is a predicted model, not a curated record. Gene Ontology annotation, molecular function: protein kinase activity; ATP binding. Bases 112 to 2037 code for a protein of 641 amino acids. The transcript is spliced from 4 exons. Gene Ontology annotation, biological process: spliceosomal complex assembly; regulation of mRNA processing; protein phosphorylation. Lineage: Eukaryota; Metazoa; Arthropoda; Insecta; Hemiptera; Cicadellidae.
UUAUUGUUAGUCCGCCAUGCUGAAAAAGGGAAACGACUGGUAGAAAACUAAAACAAUAGGUUAGACUUGUGAAUCUGUUUUGUUUGUGUAGAUUUUUAGUUUUUAUAAAUUAUGAACGCUCAUAAAGAUGCAAAUCGUAGAGUUUUAGCUAUUCAAGCCAAGAAGAAACGUUAUAAACCAGCAAGGAGAAAAUUUCCUAAGAAUGAAGAUGAUAGUUCUACCACACCUAAGGAUAAGUCAAAUAUGAAUAGAUUGUAUCCAAGUAACUCUUCAUCUAAUGAAACGAUUGAAGAUGAAGAAGAGGAGCCUUAUACAUCAGACGAAGAAGAACAAGAGGACUCUAGUGAUUACUGUAAAGGAGGGUAUCAUCCUGUUAAAAUAGGAGACCUUUUUCAAUCUAGGUAUCAUGUCACUAGGAAACUAGGUUGGGGUCACUUUUCAACUGUUUGGCUAUGUUGGGACCUAUUUGAAAAGAGGUUUGUAGCUUUGAAAGUGGUUAAGAGUGCAAGCCAUUUUACAGAAACGGCACUUGACGAAAUAAAACUGUUAAAAGUUGUGCGGGACAGUGAUAUCAGUGAUGAAAAAAGAAGCAAAGUGGUCCAGUUGUUGAACGAUUUCAAGAUAAGUGGUGUUAAUGGUACUCAUGUAUGCAUGGUAUUUGAAGUGCUUGGACACAAUUUGCUAAAGUUAAUCAUUAAAAGUAACUAUCGUGGCAUUCCCAUAAAAAAUGUAAAAUGUAUUAUACGCCAAGUACUUGAAGGGUUAGAUUACUUACAUACCAAAUGCAAAAUAAUCCACACUGAUAUCAAACCAGAAAAUGUUUUGUUGUGUGUUAGUGAAGGUUAUAUAAGGAAGCUUGCUAGUGAAGCUACAGAGCUUCAUUCAAUGGGCAUGAAGCUACCUAUUUCACUAAUCAGCACUGCACCAAAGGAGUUUCAGGAACCUGCUUUAAAUUCCAAAAUGUCAAAAAAUAAAAAGAAAAAGCUAAAGAAAAAAGCUAAACGUCAUUCAGAAUUAUUAAAAAAACAAAUGCAGCAGUUAGAAGAACUCCAAGAACAACAGACUGUAAACUCUCCAAAAGAAGAAAACGAGUCCGAAAAGAAUAUGAGUGUGUCUGUUGAAAACAGUACUGAUAAAGAAGCAGACAAUGCAAACAUUCUUCCUGUUGAAACUACUUGCACUGGCACUGAGAAGUGUUUAAACGAUGUAGAUAUUGAAUCAGUGUAUCAAAAUGGCUGCAAUAAUAUUGAACCCUUAAAUGCAAACAUUGAUCAAGUUGGAGAUAGUGAAAACCAAGAUGUAGAAGAGGAAGAAGAGGCAAUGAAUACUCAAGAAAAUACUAAUCCUAGUAAAUCAGAAGAAGAAAAACCUACAGACAGGGGUGCUGGAGAAGAAGUUGCUUUAACUGAAGUUGCUUUAACGGAGGUUGCACUUACAGAGAGGGUUAGUACUGGUGAAGGGAGUCCAAUUUCUUCACCUCCGACCUCUGAAAAAAAAUAUAGAGGAUCAGAAAUAGAUCCUUCACGUUGGGAAUGUGAGAUGGAUGUAAAGAUUGCUGAUUUAGGUAAUGCUUGUUGGGUCAACAAACAUUUCACGGAAGACAUUCAAACUCGACAGUAUCGCUCUCUAGAGGUUUUAAUUGGUGCUGGUUAUAACACUUCUGCGGACAUUUGGAGUACAGCGUGUAUGGCGUUUGAGUUAGCAACAGGUGAUUAUCUAUUUGAACCACAUUCCGGAGAAGAAUAUUCGAGAGAUGAAGAUCAUUUGGCUCAUAUUAUUGAGCUUUUGGGGGAAAUUCCAAAACGAAUAAUCACCUCUGGUAAACAAUACCGUCAAUUUUUCAACCGUAAGGGCGAGUUAAGACACAUUACUGGACUUAAGCCAUGGGACCUUUACGACGUUUUGACAGAGAAAUAUCACUGGAGUCCAGAAGAAGCAAAAGCUUUUGCUGCAUUUUUACGUCCAAUGCUGGAUUUUGAUCCAAACAGACGUGCUACAGCAGCACAGUGUCUCCAACACGAAUGGCUUAAAUACUAAAUUAUUUAUUUCCUAAUUUAAGGCUAACCAAAUUUUUGUGUACUGUGUUUAACUUUUUGGAACUUAUUGUGAUAUCUCAUAUACAUACCUGUAGAUUAAGACAUUUUAUUAACAGUCAGCAAAUAACACUAUCUAUCUUAUCCAUGAUCAAGAAAUAAACAUUUUUACGCUUCAAAAUUCAGUACCAAAGUUUCUCGACAUGUUUUAACUUUAUUUUGUACAGAUUUUAAGUAUAAAAACUUAAGUAUGGUGCAUUAUAUUUAUAUUCAUUUGAAUGAAGAUGUGGUGUGAGGACCUUAAAAGAAAAAUUAUGAGAAGCAAAAUUGAUAUUUUUUUAACAGUGUGUAUUCUAUUAUCGUGAUUAAACACAAACAAAUUCACUCAUCUACGCCUAACAGUUUAUCAAGUUUAAGUGUUUAGAUAUUACAAUAAAUUUUUAUUGUUUUCCUAAAAACCUGACUUAUUAAUGGUUGUGUUAAUUUAAUAUAAGUAAAGUUUUGAAAAAGAAGUAUUUUUUAUUUUUAAGUGAUUUUUAUAUGGCAGUUCAGAAGUGAUGUGUUUCAACCCUAUUGUGGCAAGUUCAGCUCAAAAAGCAAGAUGGAGGGAGUCAUCAUGGGUGAAUGUAAUGUAAACAUGGAGCGCCGGCUGUCACUGUUUUUCUACACUCAAGUUUUCUUUUAGAAUAACCCAUCAAUUUAAAAGUUGAUUGCCGAAAAACAAAGACUUAUCCAAGAAUGGUGAAUCAUUUAGAUAUAUACAUAGUACUAGAAAAAAAAAAUGCAAGCGUCUGGAUAUAUCUGGCAGUCGGUAGUCUUAUCACUGAUGGGGAGAAGAACGAUGAAUAAUCCAACCUCAGAUAUGUGUUACAGUGAAAACUCACCCUUCCAAGUGAUUAGCAGCUGCUGAGGUUUACGAAACUUCUUCCCUCAGACUUCUUGGCUGCCGAUGCUCCGAUAAUAAUGUUGUAGCUUUACCUUUCACUUAGCUUUCAUCCUGACUGAUUAUUGAGGUCUCCAUUUUUAGUUACUCCGUCAUUUUUAUUUCAUGAUGAUUUCUCCACAGGCAUUUAAAAGUUAGGUUGAAAAUAAUCGUGGAGUAAGUAAAAAUGUACAAUCUCUUCAGUCCACACUUUUCAAGGAUUAAAACAGAGAAUAAAACAAAAUGCGAUUUUGAAUUAGAAUAGCCUACAUUGUAAAACGCAUCUGUUGAUUGUGCUAAAGGGCCUAUGUCUAGAUAAGUUACAAAUAAUAACAAGUGUAUGACAAACACAGUUCCAUUUUUGGCAUAGUAAAUGCUUAAGUUAAUUUUAUAAAAUUGGUCUUUGAGAUGUUUUUACUUUUUCAUUUUCUUUUAGAUGUUGUCUCUUUUUAGAUAAUAAAGUACCCUGCAAUUGUACUGCAGACAUGCUUCUUUAUCAUUACACCAUAGGAAUAUGGUUUUGGAUUUCAAACUCUUAAGUACGAAUUAAGAUUGAAGAUUUAAGAUUAAAGUAGUUUUAUUUAACUUUUUAUAGUAUUUGCAAAAACAAAGCUAUUUAAAUAGAUCAGCAGACUUAUUGAUUGAAUUUUCAACAGUUGAAAGCUAAAUGAGACGUUACAAGAGCCAAUGUAAGCCAAUUUCUUAGGAUUAAAUUCUAGAAUAGUUUAGUUUUCCUAUGUUAGUUACGUGUCUGGUUAUAUUCUUGAUGUAGUGAGUUGUCUAAAAACAUUUGUAACUAAUUAGUAAUUAAGUUGCUUGCUCUUAAGUGACUUUCUAAAUUAAGACAAUCUUUCAAUCCACUACUUAAAAUGUACUACUCAUCAUUAGUAAAGGGUUAUGUUAGUAUUGUGUUUGUUUUUUAUAAACACUAGGCUGUGUGUUUGUUUUUUAUAAACACUAGGCUGUGUGUUUGAUUUUCUAUUGUGCAUGUGAGACAUUAUUAGCUCUAAUAGGAGUUUUCCUAUAGAAAUUUGAAAAUGUGUUUAACUAUGCAAGAAGAAAGUAUCAAUCCAUAUUGUAACAUUAAAGUCGUAUGUGCAUAAUAAUCUAACAAACACAAGUUCUAUCCUAAGUUGUUUAAAUAAUUAAACCAGUACUGUAUGUAAGUGUCUAAUUGUAUCCAUGUCGUACCUAUUGAUGCUCAUAGGACACCUGUUACGUCAGAUAUGUCUUAGCUUACUUACGUUUAUGAGUUUAGAUGUAGUUGUGUCUAGUUGAAAACCGAUUAUUUAUAUCUUAAUGUAUUAACUUGUAGCGUACGAAAUCUAUCGAUUCUUUUUACACAAUGUAAGAAAACAAAAAGGAUAGAAAUCAGUUUUCUAGUAAAAUUCAUACAAUUGAUUGUUGUUUAAAAAUAUUAAUACGAGCUGUGAUUUAAAAUAAUUAUUUUGAACGUUUAUGCUCAAAAUAAAAUACAAAUGUGUAUAAGUAAAAUUAAUUUAUUGGCAAUGAGAAUAGUAUUAAAAGUUUUUAAGGCUUUUCAGAAAGAUUUAAGAUAAUGACAUUACUGUAUAAGAUUUCAAAUCAAUACUACACUUAUUUUUAUUUGUAUUGUUAUAGUAAUUAUUUAACAAUAUUGUAAUGUAAUAAGUUGAGAAAUUAUAAGAAAACAAUACUAUAAAAUUAAAAUGUAUUUAUUAAAAGCAAAUUUAGUACUCAAGCAGUUUUAAAAACAAUUCCGUUUAAAAGAAAAAGGCAAGGCUAUCAAAAAUAUGAUUAGUUCUUUAUAUGAAUUAUUUAAUUAGAAUUGAUUGUAAGAAGAAAUUGCAUUGAUUAAAAUAUAGUAAGAAUUUAGAGACAAUUUAAAUACACUUCAGGAAAUUUAUCUUAAACACAUGUGUACACACACACAGUGUAUCUAUUUUAUGAAUGAAAUACCCAAGUACAAUUACUUUCUUAAAAUAAAAUAGUUUAACUUUUUCUGAUGGUAUAAAAAUAUCCAACUGAGUAGAACAAUGUAAAUUUAAGACUUUACAUUAAUAUAAUAUGAAGGUUUGGAUUUACAUAAUUAUGUUCUCAAUGUAAAGCCUUCUAGAUUUUUUAUGUUGAUUAAGGCUACAUAAAUACAACUCUCGGUUUGAUGUUUUUA